Penaeus indicus is the source of this 336-nucleotide messenger RNA. RefSeq names its product one cut domain family member 2-like. The transcript has a single exon. Lineage: Eukaryota; Metazoa; Arthropoda; Malacostraca; Decapoda; Penaeidae. The record is from RefSeq and is a predicted model, not a curated record. The coding region runs from base 1 to 336 and encodes 111 amino acids.
AUGCGGGAUCCGGGAGGAGGAAGCGGAGGAGGCGCAGGAGCCGGCUGGCGGCCCGGCCACAAGACCUCCUUCGGCGCCUCCGAGAGUCCGUUCGAGCAGCGGGUUUCGGCCGCGGAUUCUCGGUUCACAAGUCCGCCAUGGACGGCGACCGUCGAGUCGGGGCGAGCGGGAGUGACUGCGACGCUGCAGGAGCGGCGGCGGAGCGGCGGGGGUCAGCUGCUCGCGGCACUCCGACGGUGGCGACGGCGGGAGGGGCGGGGCGGGGGGGGGGGGCACUCGCACGCGGGAGAGCGGGGCGCUGGCUCCGGGCAGCUCGCUGGUCGCGGGGGAAACUGA